This is a messenger RNA of Dentiscutata erythropus, 441 nucleotides long. Lineage: Eukaryota; Fungi; Glomeromycota; Glomeromycetes; Diversisporales; Gigasporaceae. The record is from the annotation of a GenBank genome assembly.
AUGCCACAAAUAGAAAACAUCAUAGUAAAUACUUACCAAAGGGCAUUAUAUUUUUCACUACAAGUAAACUUUACCUUCCUUUUACAUCAUCAACUAUUAAAUCAAAAUAAAGCUCUUGCAAUUGCAUUUGUUAAUAACAAUUAUUAUGUGGCUAUAACUUUAAAGCCUGGUGCUCCUGUAUCCCAAUUAUUAAUCAAUAGUCACAAUUUGCAACUUCAGAAUCAUUAUGAUAGAAGCUGUGAUGCAGAUACUGAGAUGAAGUGGGUAAAAAAGAUACCACAUGAAUCCCAAUGCCCGUAUGAAUCCCAAUUGCCGUAUGAAUCACAAAGAAAUUUUGCCUUUGAAUGGGUUGGGCGAAUUAGCGCCAUCCCGCCGUUUCUUCGUAGUGCCAAAAACGAAAAUUUAAAUUUCCUCAAACUUAAUCACGUGAGAAACAAUUAA